ACUUAACGUGGAAAGAUGACACUGCGGUCCGUGGGAUCCACGACAAGAAGUGGUGUGGGUUUUUUCGGGGGGAAUAAAAACUACCAUGAAGGAUAAAAGAAAGCCAAAGUGUUGGGAGAAGGAGAGCUGAGGACUUUCUUUGGACUUAACUCGCGGGGAAGUGAGGCUGAGGGAUUUUAAACCAUGGAACUUUGCUGGAUCUUGGUGAUCCCGCUUCUCAGCGCGCCUUGUGCCGGAGGUUUCGACUUGCACCUUUCGGAUACUUUCCACUUGGGAACCGUCUUGGCAAAUGUAUCUCUCGGCCCGGGCUGGACGUACAAGCUCGACAGGACUUCGACUUCCAAAGCCAUUGGGAAUAUUGUAAAGGUGGACGAGCGAGACGGCGCGGUCCGCCUGGUACGCGAGGUGGACUGUGCGCGCCUCCCGAAGGGUAGCCCGCUGCCCCUUACUUUCAGGAUCGCCUCUUCAGCAUCGGACACUUUUGUCAUCGCGCACUUUAACGUGUUUGUACACGGGCAGGACUGCUUCAUCAAGUACAGAAGAAAGAGCGCCGUUAACAAGCCCGAUGUUCACGUCCAUUACCUGUACGGUUUGGGAGCGACUUCCUGCCUUCCUUCAGGUGUUUUGCUCGUCAGCCUCGCGGACUAUUUACCUGCCUUUGCGCGGCAUGCCAACGUUUCUGCCUGUUCUUGCACAGCAAAACAUCUGAGCGUGUUUCUGCGCGAAAGGAGUUUGUAUGUGCAAGGUGCCCGCUGUUUGUCGGGGAAGAGCGACGAGGACACGGUCCUGUGCGCGCUGCGCGACUCGCGCGGCCGCCACCUCUCCGCACGCGUCACGCUGCGUCUCGUGGCACCCUCGCCGGGGGACGUUCGGCGUGGACCUCACGCGUGGAAAAAGCGCGAAGUCAGGAGCGCGAACUCCGCUCCCGUGUUUCAGCUGCCCAAUUACCAGGUGUCCGUCCCCGAGAACGAGCCGGCGGGGACGCACGUCAUCACACUCAAAGCCACGGACGCCGACGGCGGCGAGGCCGGCCGGGUCGAGUACGGCAUGGAGGCGUUGUUCGACAGCAGGUCGAGCGACUUUUUUCGGAUAGACCCGCAGACAGGCCACGUCGAGACCGAGCAGCCGCUGGACAGGGAGUUCAAGGACACCCACGUCUUUAAAGUGACGGCGACCGACCACGGCGCCCCGCGGCGCUCCGCCGCGUCCUUCCUCACCGUCACCGUGGGCGACGCGAACGACCACGACCCCGUCUUCGAGCAGAGCGCGUACAGGGUGAGCAUCCGCGAGAACGUGGAGGCGGGCUUCGAGGUCCUGACCGUGAGGGCGACGGACGAGGACGCGCCUUCAAACGCCAACAUGAUCUAUAAGAUCGUGAGCGGCGACGACGGCGCCAACUCCGUCUUCGAGAUCGAUUCCCGGCACGGGCUCGUGAAAGUUAAGGUGCGACCGGAUAGAGAAGUCACUGCAAAGUACGAACUCAUAGUAGAGGCCAAUGACCAAGGGAAGGACCCGGGGCCUCGUAGCGCAACGGCCACGGUGCAUAUAACGGUAGAAGACGAGAACGACAACUACCCUCAGUUCAGUGAGAGAAGGUAUGUUGUCCAGGUGCCCGAGAAUGUGCCUGUCAACACCAGAGUGGCUCAGGUGGAAGCCACUGACAAAGAUGAGGGCAACAAUGCCAAAGUUCAUUAUAGUAUAAUCAACGGCAAUGUGAGGGGUCAGUUCUACAUUCACACGCCAACCGGUGAAAUUGACGUUAUAAAUCCACUAGAUUAUGAAACAAACAGGGAUUAUAGUUUGCGUAUAAAGGCCCAGGAUGGAGGCAGACCUCCUCUCAUUAAUAGCACAGGAAUGGUGAUUGUGCAAGUGAUUGAUGUGAAUGACAACGCCCCCAUGUUUGUAAGUACUCCAUUCCAGGCUACUGUUUUGGAGAAUGUACCCCUCGGGUACUCGGUGAUUCAUAUUCAGGCUAUUGAUGCUGAUUCUGGUGAAAAUGCCCGCUUGGAUUACCACCUCAUAGAAACUUCCCCUGACUUCCCCUUCACCAUCAACAACAGCACAGGCUGGAUUACAGUCAGUGCUGAGCUGGACAGAGAAGCCACAGAGUUUUACACCUUUGGCGUGGAAGCUAGAGAUAAUGGCAUCCCCGCGAUGUCCUCUUCUGCUAGCGUCAGCAUCACGGUGCUGGAUGUGAACGACAAUGUGCCCACGUUCACCGAGAAGGUUUACUCGCUGAAAAUCAACGAGGAUGCCCUAGUGGGCACCAGCGUGCUGACGGUGACUGCUGUGGAUCGGGACAUCAACAGCGUGGUGACCUACCAGAUAAGCAGCGGCAACACGCGGAACAGGUUUGCCAUCACCAGCCAGAGCGGUGGCGGGCUCAUCACCCUGGCCUUGCCGCUGGACUACAAGCAGGAGCGGCAGUAUGUUCUGACCAUCACGGCGUCGGAUGGCACGCGGUACGACACGGCGCAGGUCUUCAUCAAUGUCACUGAUGCCAACACCCACAGGCCUGUGUUCCAGAGUGCCAACUACCAGGUUCUGAUCAGCGAGGACAAGCCCAUUGGGUCUACUGUGGUUGUCAUCAGUGCUACAGACGAGGACACCGGAGAGAACGCGCGCAUCACAUAUAUCAUGGAGGAUAACGUGCCACAGUUCAAGAUUGACCCAGACUCAGGAGCCAUUACCACACAGAUGGAGAUUGAUUAUGAGGACCAGGCUUCGUACACCUUGGCCAUCAUCGCCCAUGACAAUGGCAUCCCACAAAAGAUGGACACCACCUAUGUGGAGAUCAUCGUCGAGGACGCCAACGACAACGCCCCUCAGUUUAGCCAAGAGAAGUACCAGGGUAAGGUGUUCGAGGACGUGUCUCUGUACACCAGUGUGCUCCAGAUCUCUGCCUCGGACAGGGACUCCGGCUCCAACGGUAGGGUGAGCUACACCUUCCAGGGCGGCGAUGAUGGUGAAGGAGACUUCUUCAUUGAGCAAUACUCGGGUAUCAUCAGAACCAACCGUAAGCUGGACAGGGAGAACGUUCCAGUCUACAACCUGAGAGCCUUUGCCAUAGACAGAGGAAGUCCUCCCCUCAAAGCUGCAGUGGAGGUCCAGGUGUCGGUGCUGGACAUCAACGAUAAUGCCCCGGUGUUUGAGAAAGAUGAGCUGUAUAUCUAUGUCAAGGAGAACAGCCCUGCCCACUCUGUGGUGGCCCAGAUAACCGCCACAGACCCAGAUGAAGGAACCAAUGCUCAGAUCAUGUACCAAAUAGUGGAAGGAAAUGUACCUGAGGUUUUUGACUUGGACAUCUUCACUGGAGACCUCAAAGCACUCAUGGAUUUGGACUAUGAGACGAAGACGGAGUACGUAAUAGUAGUGCAGGCCACGUCCGCCCCGCUGGUCAGCAGAGCGACGGUCCACAUCCGCCUGGUCGACAUCAAUGACAACGACCCCGUCCUGCACAACUUUGAGAUCAUCUUUAACAACUACGUCACCAACAAGUCCAACAGCUUUCCCACAGGCGUCAUAGGGAAGGUGCCGGCCCAUGACCCGGAUGUGUCUGAUAAGCUCCAGUACAGCUUUGUGGAAGGGAAUGAGUUGAGUCUGCUGAUCCUUAACCCAGAUACUGGAGAGCUCAAACUGAGCAGGGACCUGGACAAUAACAGGCCACUGGAGGCUAUCAUGAAAGUGGCUGUUUCAGACGGCAUGCACCUGGUUUCGGCACUCUGCACGCUGCGCGUGGCCAUCAUCACGGACGACAUGCUGACCAACAGCAUCACGGUGCGGCUGGAGAACAUGUCCCAGGAGCGCUUCCUGUCGCCGCUGCUGGGCCUGUUCGCCGAGGGCGUGGCCGCCGUACUCUCCACCAGCCGCGACGCCGUCUUCGUCUUCAACGUGCAGAACGACAGCGAUGUGAGCGGCCGCAUCCUCAACGUCACCUUCUCGGCGCUGCUGCCGGGCGGCGCGCCGGGCCGCUACUUCCCGUCGGAGGAGCUGCAGGAGCAGAUCUACCUGAACCGCACGCUGCUCCGCCGCAUCUCCAGCCAGAGCGUGCUGCCCUUCGACGACAACAUCUGCCUGCGCGAGCCCUGUGAGAACUACAUGAAGUGCGUGUCGGUGCUGAAGUUCGACAGCUCGCCGCCGUUUGUGGCCUCCGACACGGUGCUCUUCCGGCCCAUCCACCCCGUCAACGGGCUGCGCUGCCGCUGCCCCCCGGGCUUCACGGGCGACUACUGCGAGACGGAGGUGGACCUGUGCUACUCGGGCCCCUGCCGGAACAACGGCCGCUGCCGGAGCCGCGAGGGCGGGUACACCUGCGAGUGCCUGGAGGACUUCACGGGUGAUCACUGCGAGGUGAACUCCCGCUCUGGCCGGUGCAUGCCGGGCGUGUGCAAGAACGGGGGCAAGUGCGUGGACCUGCUGGUGGGCGGCUUCAUGUGCCAGUGCCUGCCAGGCGAGUACGAGAAGCCCUACUGCGAGAUGACCACGCGCAGUUUCCCUGCACGUUCGUUCGUCACCUUCAGGGGUCUGAGGCAGAGGUUCCACUUCACCGUCUCCUUAAUGUUUGCGACACGAGAGAGAAACGCCCUGCUCCUAUACAAUGGCCGCUUCAAUGAGAAGCACGACUUCAUAGCUAUGGAGAUCAUCGACGAGCAGAUCCAGCUCACCUUCUCAGCAGGAGAGACUAAAACUACCGUGGCGCCCUUUGUGCCCGGUGGCGUUAGCAAUGGUCAGUGGCACUCUGUCCAGCUCCACUACUACAACAAGGACAGUCUGCACCUGCUGGACGGCAGUGGGGUGCUGCGUGUCGCUCUCUAUACAGCCUGGCUGGAGCUGACCCGUAAGGAGCCAAACAUCGGGCGCCUGGGUCUCCCCCACGGGCCGUCUGGGGAGAAGGUGGCUGUGGUUGCCGUGGACGACUGCGACAUCGCCAUGGCAGUGCGCUUUGGGAGCCAGAUCGGCAACUACUCCUGUGCAGCUCAGGGCAUGCAGACCGGACAGAAGAAGUCUCUGGACCUGACGGGCCCUCUACUACUGGGUGGCGUGCCCGACUUACCUGAGGAUUUUCCUGUGCGCAACCGCGACUUUGUGGGUUGCAUGAGCAACCUGACCAUUGACAGCAAGCCCGUGGACAUGGCUGGCUUCAUCGCCAACAACGGAACCACAGCAGGCUGCCCAGCCAAGAGGAACUUCUGCAGAGAGGGUCUGUGUCAGCACGGAGGCCAGUGUGAAAACAGAUGGAACACCUACUUCUGCCACUGCCCUGAUGGUCGCGGAGGCAAGAACUGUGAGCAAGGAAUGCCCUCGCUGCAGCGCUUCGACGGCCACGCCAUGGUGGCGUGGAGCGAGCCUGACAUCACCGUGGCUGUGCCCUGGUACAUGGGCCUGAUGUUCCGGACCAGGCAGGACGACGGGACAGCCACUCUCAUGCAGGCCAACGCUGGCCCCGCCUCCCAGAUCAACAUACUGCUGGUGAACCGGCACGUGCGGAUGGAGGUCUUGCUAAAGCAGGAGCGGGUGGCACUGUUGGAGUUCCCUGAGGUCAGGGUGAACGAUGGCGAGUGGCACCACCUCCUCGUGGAGAUCACCAGCAGCAAGCAGAGCAAAGACACCAAAUACGUGGCCCAGGUGUCUCUGGACUAUGACAUGUUCAAGAGGUCCGUGGAGAUUGGCAACGAGCUGCCCGGGCUCAAGGUCAGUAGUCUGUUCAUCGGGGGCCUUCAGGGAGACGACGGCAAAGUGCUGCAAGGAUUCCAGGGCUGCAUGCAGGGUGUGAGGAUGGGGGAGACCUCCACCAACACAGCCAACAUCAACAUGCAGCAGGGCCUUAAGAUCCGUGUGGAGGAGGGCUGUGACGUGGCCGACCCCUGCGACUCCAACAUCUGCCCUGGGAACAGCCACUGCACGGCCGACUGGGGUGCCCACAGCUGUGACUGCGACGCAGGGUUCUUUGGAAAGAAGUGUGUGGAUGCAUGCCUCCUGAACCCCUGUGAGCAGGUCUCCACCUGCGUGCGGAAGCCCAGCUCCUCCCACGGCUACGUCUGCGAAUGUGGCCAGAACCACUACGGCCAGUACUGCGAGAACAAGGUGGAGAAGCCAUGUCCCAGGGGCUGGUGGGGGAGCCCCAUGUGUGGGCCCUGCAACUGUGACGUCGCCAAGGGCUUCAAUGCCGACUGCAACAAGACGACGGGCGAGUGCCGCUGCAAGGACAACUACUACCGCCCCAAAGAGAGCGACACCUGUCACCCGUGUGACUGCUUCUUCCCGGGCGCCAGCUCCCGGACCUGUGACCAGCACUCGGGGCAGUGCCCCUGCAAAGCGGGUGUGAUCGGACGACAGUGCAACCGCUGCGACAACCCCUUUGCCGAAGUGACCGCCACCGGGUGUGAGGUGGUUUAUGAGGUCUGCCCCAAGGCCUUUGACGCUGGAGUCUGGUGGCCGAGGACCAAGUUUGGCCGUCCAGUAGCUAUGAAUUGCCCCAAGGGAUCUAUUGGCACAGCGGUUAGACACUGCAGUGAUGAAAAAGGCUGGCUGCCACCAGAACUCUUCAACUGCACCACCAUGGCCUUCUCCCAGCUAAAGAAACUGAACGAAGAGAUGAAUCGUAACGAAUCCAUGAUGGACGGACAGAAGUCGAAGGACAUCGCCCACAUGCUCCACAACGCCACCAGCAAGGCCAGGUCCUUCUACGGCACCGACGUGAAAACGGCCUUCCACCUCAUCUCCCGCGUGCUGCAGUACGAGAGCGAGCAGCAGGGCUUCAACCUGGCCGCCAUGCGCGACACCAACUUCAACGAGAACAUCGUGAGGGCGGGCAGCGCCAUCUUGGACCCGAGCAACAAGGAACACUGGGACCACAUCCAGAAGACAGAGGGCGGCACAGUUCACCUGCUCCAUGACUUCGAGGAGUACGCCACCACCGUGGCGCGCAACAUGAAGAAGACCUACCUGAAGCCCUUCACCAUCAUCACGCAGAACAUGAUUUUGGCAGUAGACUACCUGGAUUCUUCCAGUCCAGACAAGGCAAAGAUCCCCAACUUCCAGAAGAUUACGGAGGAAUAUCCCAAAGACCUGAAGUCAUCAGUCCUGUUUCCAGAGUUUAACUUCAGAUCCACACAACACAGGGACUCUCCGACGGAGGAGCCCGUGGCUCAGUCCACCUCUGCUGAGGAAGACCACACCCAGGAGCGGAGGAAGAGGCAGGCCGAGGGCACCCCUCCAUUCCUCGUGACCACCGUCGUCGUGUACCGCUCACUGGGGCAGCUGUUGCCGGAGCGCUAUGACCCCGACCGCCGCAGCCUCAGGCUGCCCAACCGGCCGGUGAUCAACACGCCCAUCGUGAGCGUGGUGGUGCACAGUGAAGAUGGCCCCCUGCCCCUGCCCCUGGAACACCCCAUCACACUGGACUACACCCUGCUGGAGACAGAGGAGAGGUCCAAGCCUGUGUGUGUGUUCUGGAACCACUCCAUCACGAUCGGUGGCACUGGUGGCUGGUCCUCAAAGGGCUGCGAGCUGGUGUUCAGAAACCACACGCACAUCAGCUGCGAGUGCAACCACAUGACCAGCUUCGCCGUGCUCAUGGACAUCUCCAGGAGAGAGCAUGGAAACGUGCUGCCGCUGAAGAUAGUCACCUACACCACGGUGGCAGCCUCUCUCCUGGCCCUGCUGCUCACAUUCCUGCUGCUCGCCACCCUGCGCAAGCUCCGCUCCAACCUGCACAGCAUCCACAAGAACCUGGUGGCCGCACUCUUCUUCUCCGAGCUCGUCUUCCUCAUCGGCAUCAACCAGACGGACAAUCCGUUUGUGUGUACAGUGAUAGCCAUCCUGCUGCACUUCUUCUACAUGUGUACCUUUGCCUGGAUGUUUGUGGAAGGCCUGCACAUUUACCGCAUGCUGACCGAGAUGCGCAAUAUCAACCACGGUCACAUGCGCUUCUACUACGCCAUCGGCUGGGGCAUCCCUGCGGUCAUCACCGGUCUGGCUGUGGGCUUGGAUCCGCAGGGCUAUGGUAACCCUGACUUCUGCUGGCUCUCCGUCCAUGACACCCUGAUCUGGAGUUUUGCUGGACCCAUCGCCAUUGUCGUUCUGGUCAAUAUGGUGAUCUUUGUGAUGGCGGCCAAAGCAUCGUGCGGCCGCAGACAGAGGAGCUUUGAGAAGUCCGGGGCCAUUCCCGCGCUGCGGAUGGCCUUCCUGCUUCUGCUGCUCAUCAGCGCCACUUGGCUGCUGGGACUCAUGGCUGUUAACAGCGACAUUAUGACCUUCCACUACCUGUUUGCUGCGUUUAGUUGUUUGCAGGGAAUUUUCAUAUUCUUCUUCCACUGUGUGCUGAACAAGGAAGUGAGGAAGAACCUGAAGAGUGUGUUCACGGGGAAGAAGCCCCUGCCGGAGGACUCUACCACCACGCGUGCCUCCCUGCUCACUCGCUCUCUGAACUGCAACAACACGCACACAGAGGAUGGCAACCUGUUCCGCUCAGCCAUCGGAGAGUCCACCGUGUCACUGGAGAGCACCAUCAGGUCAGCCAAGAGCCACAGUGGUUACCUCGCUUACGCCUUCAGAGAUGACUCAGGACAGAAACCCAGUGGCUCCUCUGGCACAGCUAAAGUGGGACACAUGGACAUCGAUUCCCCUCUGUUCCACUGCAGUGGCACUAAGGCAGAUGACUCCGACUCGGACAGCGAGCUGUCCGUGGAUGAGCACAGCAGCUCCUAUGCGUCCUCCCACUCCUCCGACAGUGACGAUGAUGAUGAAGCCCACAUGAAGCCCAAGUGGAACAACGAGCGCCAGCCACUGCACAGCACGCCGAAAGUGGAGGCAGUGUCCAAUCACGUGAAGCCAUACUGGCCCACCGAGGCCACGACAGCCAGUGACAGUGAGGAGCCGGGAGGGGCAGAGCGGCUGCGGGUGGAGACCAAAGUGAAUGUAGAACUCCACCAAGAGAGCAAGCUGAACCACAUAGGGGAGCCCCCCCAAGACAAAGACCCUCCAGGAAGAGAUGGAGCAACCCCCAACCAGUCCAACAGCAACCACCAACCAGAACAGAGGAAGGGUAUUCUGAAGAAUAAGAUCACAUAUCCGCCACCACUUACAGAUAAGAACAUGAAGAACAAACUUAGGGAGAAGCUCUCUGACUACAACCCCCCAACCAUCUCCUCACGAACCCCCUCAGUAGCUUCCAAUGAUGGAAAUAGUCACAACGUCAUCAUCAAGCCCCCCCAUCGCCCUGCCGUCCCCCCCAAAGAGCAACAGAAUGGAAUGGCCAUGAAUCUCCGGGCAGGCACCAUCAAUGGAGGCAACCAAUCAGACUCUGACGGAAGUAACGAAACCUCAAUCUGACCCAGCAGGAAGCCAGAGGAGUCUCUUCCUGCAUGAGGGCAACACAGCUACACUCAUGUCUGAGGAUGACAGGAGCAGCGGAGGAGCUCCUCAAAGGCCUCCGCGGUCGCGCCGUCCUUUUGGGCCUCUCUUUCCUCACCCCUGAUGUCGCUAAGCUUCUACGCUCCAAUGGAGAACAGUAUUACUGCAGGCGUAUGCCUGCCUGACACGGAAACGGAAUGAACAAAGGGAAUGCAUCAAAAUACACUUUGGGGGGGGGGGGG
This is a messenger RNA of Electrophorus electricus (electric eel), 9596 nucleotides long. It is a transcript of the gene celsr1a, whose product is annotated as cadherin EGF LAG seven-pass G-type receptor 1a. Lineage: Eukaryota; Metazoa; Chordata; Actinopteri; Gymnotiformes; Gymnotidae. Gene Ontology annotation, biological process: homophilic cell-cell adhesion; cell surface receptor signaling pathway; G protein-coupled receptor signaling pathway. Gene Ontology annotation, molecular function: G protein-coupled receptor activity; calcium ion binding. Gene Ontology annotation, cellular component: plasma membrane. The record is from RefSeq and is a predicted model, not a curated record.